Molecule: messenger RNA, 1453 nt
Organism: Eutrema salsugineum
Lineage: Eukaryota; Viridiplantae; Streptophyta; Magnoliopsida; Brassicales; Brassicaceae
Exons: 3
Coding region: 113-1318 (401 amino acids)
Cellular component (GO): plasma membrane
Source: RefSeq, a predicted model, not a curated record
UUUAAGAUAAAAGGACACACUACACUUCCCUGCUUUUGUUCGAACACAGAACAAUUUUCACUGUUCAACAGAGAGAGAAAGAGAGAAAGAGAGAAAAAGGGAGAAAGAUAACAUGGUGCUUUACAACAAAAAUGGCUGUAAAUCGGUUUCCAUCAUAAUGCUUCUGCUUGGUCUAUUUCUCAUCGCCGCCGCAGACUCCAGCGGCAAAAUUUCACCGGUCGAAGACGGCUUGGUGGUUAACGGCGAUUUCGAGACUCCGCCGUCGAACGGCUUCCCCGAUGACGCAAUAGUCGAGGACUCAUCCGAGAUCCCGAGCUGGCGAUCAGACGGCACGGUGGAGCUAAUAAAGUCCGGUCAAAAACAAGGCGGGAUGAUCCUGAUCGUGCCUGAGGGCCGUCACGCCGUCAGAUUAGGAAACGACGCAGAGAUCAGCCAGGAUCUAACGGUGGAGAAAGGCUCAGUCUACUCCGUCACGUUCAGUGCCGCUCGCACGUGCGCACAGCUCGAGUCGCUGAAUGUCUCGGUGGCUUCCGAUGAGCCGAUCGCGUCGCAGAACAUUGACCUGCAAACGCUGUACAGCGUUCAAGGGUGGGACCCAUACGCGUGGGCGUUCGAAGCGGUUGUGGAUCGCGUCCGCUUGGUGUUUAGGAACCCUGGCAUGGAGGACGAUCCUACUUGUGGUCCCAUCAUCGACGACAUCGCCGUCAAGAAGCUCUUCACUCCUGAUAAACCCAAAGGCAAUGCAGUGAUUAAUGGAGAUUUCGAAGAAGGUCCAUGGAUGUUCAGGAACACGACACUUGGUGUUCUGCUUCCGACAAACCUUGACGAAGAAAUAUCAUCACUUCCUGGAUGGACCGUCGAAUCAAACCGGGCAGUCCGGUUCAUAGACUCAGACCACUUCUCGGUCCCUGAGGGAAAGCGAGCUGUGGAGCUUCUAUCGGGCAAAGAAGGCAUAAUCUCGCAAAUGGUGGAGACAAAGGCCAACGUUCCGUACAAGCUGUCUUUCUCGUUGGGUCACGCAGGCGACAAGUGCAAGGAGCCUUUAGCUGUCAUGGCGUUUGCCGGCGAUCAAGCUCAGAACUUUCAUUAUAUGGCGGAAGCGAACUCGACUUUCCAAGUAUCCGAUCUCAAUUUCACGGCCAAAGCCGACCGUACCAGGAUUGCUUUCUACAGCGUUUAUUACAAUACGAGGACGGACGAUAUGAGCUCCUUGUGUGGACCUGUGAUUGAUGACGUCAGGGUUUGGUUCUCUGGCUCUAGUAGAAUUGGAUUUGGGUUUCCGGUUUUUGUUCUUCUUCUUAUAUUGGUUUUAAUCUAGAUUGUUCCGGUUUAGAUUUCCUUGAAUGUUCAUAAAAUGUAUUGGUAGACCGGGAUUUUAUACGUGAUUCUAAUGUUGUAUGGUUUUAUGACGGUUCAAGCUACUAGAAAUGAGAAAGUAUUUAUCUUUAAUUAA